Molecule: messenger RNA, 2418 nt
Organism: Penicillium canariense
Lineage: Eukaryota; Fungi; Ascomycota; Eurotiomycetes; Eurotiales; Aspergillaceae
Exons: 3
Coding region: 1-2418 (805 amino acids)
Molecular function (GO): protein binding
Source: RefSeq, a predicted model, not a curated record
AUGAUCAUGGCUUCUACGAUAUCAUUUGGAACGAGCAACUCAGGUUUCCAGGUUGGUAGUAAUUUUGGCUCGAUAAAUAUUCAAACAUGGGAAGAACUGGAGAUCCCACCGAAACCUUUAUCCACAGUUCCCUUCGCCUCAGACACGGAUUUUAUCGAUCGUGGAAUGCUCCUGGAGGAAAUACACAGAAAAUCUUCUAUUCCAGGAUCUCGCACUGCUCUCGUUGGUCUAGGCGGCGUUGGCAAGUCUAAAGUGGCUAUCGAGUACUCUUACCGAAUCCGAGAAAAUUCGCCAGAGACAUGGGUUUUUUGGAUCCAUGCGAGCAACGCAACCCGUUUUGAGCAGAGUUUUCAGACUAUUGCCGAAACAGUCAAAAUCCCCGGCCGUCGGGAUCGCAAGGCCAAUAUAUUCAGAUUGGUCUCUCACUGGCUUCAGGAUAACAGAUGCGGAAAUUGGGUGUUAAUUAUGGAUAACGUCGAUGAUGACUUCCUCUGCAAACCGCCUCUGGCAAGCCGGGAAGGCGCGCCAGACGGUCUGAAUUGCGCCCCGGGGCAGCCACUCCUUUCCUUUCUUCCCCAGGUACCACAUGGCUCGAUCAUCUUGACUACACGGAGCAAGCAAGUGGCGUUAAGUAUCGUCGACAGCAGCAACCUUAUUCAAGUCGAGCCGAUGGGCCGUUCAAACGCAUUGGCACUGCUGCAGAAAAAGCUCGGAACACAAACAAAUCAACAGGAAGCUUUAUUGUUGAUAGAAGCAUUAGAUUUCAUGCCUCUUGCAAUUGUGCAGGCAACAACUUACAUUAGGUCUCGGGCACCUCGGUGCUCAGUGGCGCAGUACCUAAUACAGCUUCAAAAGAGCGACAAUAGAAAGAUACGCCUUCUAGGGUAUGAUGCAGACCCUCUUUACCGCGACUGGGAAGCAUCAAACUCUAUCUUAACCACCUGGCAAAUAUCCUUCAAUCACAUCCGGAAGAUCAGACCGUCGGCCGCGGAUCUUCUCUCAUUGAUGAGCUUUUUCGAUCGACAGGGGAUUGCAGAGAACCUCCUUCAAGAUUCACCUCAGAAAUUCGACCGCUUCAAACAUAUAAAUGACGAAAAUGAAGGGAGCGGAACAGAAUCUGAGGCAAAUAAUGAUUUUGAAGAUGAUAUUAAAACACUGACGGACUAUUCCUUCAUCUCCAUCAGUCAACAUGGAACUCUUUUCGAAAUGCAUCGACUAGUGCAACUAGCAACCCACAGGUGGCUGAAGAUUCAUGGUAAAAAAGAACAUUGGAAACAGCGUUUUACUAAAGUCCUGUCCGCCGAGUUUCCUACUGGGGAAUACGAACACUGGGUAUUGUGCCAAUCUCUGUUUCCACAUGUGAAAUUAGCAAUGUCGCAACGGCCAGAUUCAGAAGCAUCGCUACGGGAAUGGGCAGCAUUGCUUCAUAAUGGAGCAAUGUACGCGUGGAGGAAGGGGAACAUGGUAGACAUGAAAGAGAUGGCAACGAGAGCAAUGGAAACACGGGAACAUGUUUUGGGACCCGAGCAUGAGGACACUAUUGCUAGUAUCAGUGUUGUGGGCCUGGUAUAUCUGGAUCGGGGCCAAUUGCAAGAGGCUGAAACGCUCCAUUUUCAAGUACUGGAAACGUGCAAAAAGGUGCUUGGCGCAGAGCAUCCGCGCACGUUAACGUCAAUGGCCAACCUCGGAUCAACAUACGAGACCCAAGGCCGAUUUCAGGAGGCUGAAGCACUACAUUCGCAAGUGCUAGAAACCCGCAAGAAGCUACUCGGCACAGAACACCUUGACACCUUGACUAGUAUGAGUAGACUCGUGUCAACUUAUCAGGGCCAAGGUCGGUGGCAAGACGCCGAAAUAAUGAGCACCCAGCUGCUAAAGAUAAGCAGAAAGGUGGUUGGUGAGGAGCAUCCUGACACCCUGUCUAAUAUGGCCAAGAUUGCAAUGAUAUACCAGGAUCAAGGCCGAUUCCAAGAGGCCGAAACACUACAGUUAGAAGUCGUGGAAGCUCAGAAAAAGGUACUUGGAUUAGAGCAUCCACGGACACUUACCAGCAUAGGCAGUCUCGCCUCAACGUACGGGAAACAAGGGCGAUUGAAAGAGACUGAGAAACUUCAACUGCAAGUGCUAGAGAGCCGCAAAAGGCUCCUUGGCGCAGAGCAUCUUGAUACGCUUACUACUACGGCCAACAUCGCGACCACGUACUGGAGACAAGACCGAUUUCAAGAGGCCAAAGCGCUACAAACACAAGUGCUGAUGACCUGCAAAAGGACUCUUGGCCUCGAGCAUCCCGCCACACUAGCAAACAUGGCAAAUCUUGCAUCCACGUGCUGGAAACAAGGCCUCCUCAAGGAGGCCGAAAAACUCCAGUCGCAAGUGCUGGAGAUUUCGAAAAGCGUUUCUUGGCCCAGAGCAUCCUGA